This is a messenger RNA of Stegodyphus dumicola, 1535 nucleotides long. RefSeq lists its product as uncharacterized. The record is from RefSeq and is a predicted model, not a curated record. Lineage: Eukaryota; Metazoa; Arthropoda; Arachnida; Araneae; Eresidae.
UUGCCAUUUUCUUCAGCUCGUGGUCUAUGUUUCUUUUCAUGGGCGUCUCAAGAAAAUCGCUUCGAGACUUCCUGAGCACAACACAUUCGAAGUGUGUUUGUACGUCUUACCUGUUAUUACUGACUACAUUAAUUGGUAGUGUGAAGGGUGGUUCGGUUGCCGUGUUUGGAAAUCGAGGCGGUGGCCAUGGAGAAACAACAGAACGGUGGGGAGUUAUUUCUCCUGGAACUCAAAUCUUCCUCCUUAUCUUGGGCGGCGUACUAUCCUUGUUUGCGCUCUAUGGAUUAUACAGGCUGUACUUGUGGUGCAAGACCAAUCCCAGGAAAGGACAUCAUUGAAAAUUUCCAAACUUCAGCGUCUGAUGAGCUCUCUGAGAGAGCCCUUUUCAUCUCUUCAACGAAUCUUUUUCCAUAACAAUCAGGAGUACAAAAUACUGAUAGUUAUUUAAUUGGAGAAGAUAGGAAAAGAGUAGAAGAUUUCAAUGUCUAUCAAAACUGAUCACUUUGUACGUUACUCGUGACAUCCUUAUUUUUAACAGUUGUAUAAGAUCUUUUCUUUCCAAGUGCCAAAGGCCAGACCUUUCAAAUCCUUGCAGAUAUAAAUGGCCGAAUUUAUUCUUUGUAAAUAUUCCAAAUUACACGAGGUACUUAGACUAUUGAAUAUAUCGUUUGUAAAUAAUGCAGAUGUAUAAAACUACUCAGUUAUUCAAUUUAUUUAUAUACCAAAUUUUUUAUAGUUUUAUUACUUCUGCAGAGAACAAUGUCCAUAAAUAUCCUUGUUAUAAGAAAUGUACGUAGUGUGCUGACAGAAAUCUCUUAUAAUCUGCGAAGCGGACCAAAGUUUAUUUACCUUAAAAUAAAACGUAAGACAGGAAUUCCAAGUUUUGCAUGAUGUCGCCAAUGACUGAUAAAUCUGGUAGUGCACUUCUAUAAACAUGCACAGAUUUUUAAAGCAAUUGAAAUGGCAGUCAGUUAGUGGCUUAAUACAGCUCAAUUUUAUGAUGAUAUGUGAGAUAAGAUAUUUAUUAUCUAUAUAUCUAGAUAUAUAUCUAUAUAACUAUUCUAUAGGCUUAAUAAUGAAUACGAUUUAAAACUCUAAAUUUACAGCAUGUAAAUGUGUUCUUAUAAAGUCUGUAUUGCUUCGGUAAAAUUUAAUUAUCUUAAUUAAAGAGAUUGUAACCUACUACCUAACGGUAUUACCUAAAAUUACUUAUUUAUUGUACUACUUAAAGAGAUUGUCACAUUCUUUGCUUAGCUUGAAAUCUGAAUAGCAUACGCUAUGCUUACAUUUGAAACAACAGAACUUCUCCACUUAUGCUGUUGCUUACACGCACAAGUGUACUAGUAUUCCAUCUGUUUUUGAACUCAAACAAACAUAUCUGAACUGCGUCGCAGCAACUCAUAUGUAAGUAUGUACUCUUGAUAUUUACUCUGCCCCAUUCGGUCAUUGAAACGGAAAUAAUCACUGCAAAAUAGUACACAUUAUAAGGUAAAUAAUUAAGCUUUAAUAUAUACGAUGUUUAAAAUUCUUAACAC